GGGGAGCUGUUGGUGGGCGGGGAAGGCGCUGUCAAUCACCAGGCUGAGUAUAUAAGGCGGCUCUGCACGCAGUUCCUCACUCUGCAGCAGGACUUCUGAGAGGAGCAGAAACUACAGGCAGCAAUCAUGAAGGUUGGCAUCAACGGAUUUGGUCGCAUUGGGCGUUUGGUCUGCCGCGCUGCAGUUGCAUCUGGAAAAGUGGAUAUUGUUGCAAUCAAUGAUCCAUUCAUUGAUCUGCCCUACAUGGUCUACAUGUUCAAAUAUGAUUCCACUCAUGGACGCUUCAAGGGAGAAGUUAAAGCUGAAAACGGAAAACUAGUGAUCGAUGGCCACGCCAUCACAGUAUUCCAGGAACGUGACCCAGCUAACAUCAAAUGGGGUGAUGCUGGCGCUACCUAUGUCGUUGAGUCCACUGGUGUCUUCACCACCAUCGAUAAGGCCUCAGCUCACUUGAAAGGAGGUGCCAAGCGUGUCAUCAUCUCCGCCCCAUCAGCCGAUGCUCCCAUGUUUGUGGUUGGGGUCAACCAUGAAACCUAUGACAACUCCUUGAAGGUUAUCAGCAAUGCCUCCUGCACCACAAACUGCCUUGCUCCUCUUGCAAAGGUCAUCCAUGACAACUUUGGUAUUGUGGAGGCCUUGAUGACCACAGUCCAUGCUUACACUGCUACCCAGAAGACUGUGGAUGGACCAUCUGGAAAGAUGUGGCGUGAUGGCAGAGGUGCAGGCCAGAACAUCAUCCCAGCAUCAACUGGUGCAGCUAAGGCUGUAGGCAAAGUCAUCCCAGCCCUGAACGGAAAGUGCACUGGUAUGGCCCUCAGAGUCCCUACUCCCAAUGUGUCAGUUGUUGACCUGACUGCUCGCUUGGAGAAACCAGCCAAAUAUGAAGACAUUAAGGCUGCAGUAAAGAAGGCGGCUGAAGGCCCAAUGAAGGGCAUCCUGGGAUACACAGAGGAUGAGGUUGUCUCAUCUGACUUCAAUGGUUGUACCUGCUCCUCCAUCUUUGAUGCUGGCGCUGGAAUUUCACUGAACGACCACUUUGUUAAACUGAUCUCUUGGUAUGACAACGAAUUUGGAUACAGCCAACGUGUUGUGGACCUCAUAGCCUACAUUGCCACCAAAGAGUAAAGUGUCAUCAUGGAAGUCAAACCCUCUCCUGUCACUGCAGGGCCCGAUGUUUCACCCAGUGAUGUCUCCACUGUCACUGAAGGGGCCCAGAGUCACCCCCUGCUAGUCUGUCUGUCAGUUUCUGUGUUAAAUAAAUUGUGAAACACUGAA
Bufo gargarizans (Asiatic toad) is the source of this 1275-nucleotide messenger RNA. It is a transcript of the gene GAPDH, whose product is annotated as glyceraldehyde-3-phosphate dehydrogenase. Gene Ontology annotation, biological process: glucose metabolic process. The transcript is spliced from 12 exons. The coding region runs from base 127 to 1125 and encodes 332 amino acids. Lineage: Eukaryota; Metazoa; Chordata; Amphibia; Anura; Bufonidae. Gene Ontology annotation, molecular function: NADP binding; oxidoreductase activity, acting on the aldehyde or oxo group of donors, NAD or NADP as acceptor; NAD binding. The record is from RefSeq and is a predicted model, not a curated record.